AUGGAGUCAGAUGCGUCCCAUCACGUGAAGAGGUGCCAGACUUGUCAGAAACACAGAAAUUUGAUCCAUGCUCUAGCCGUAGACCUGCAUAGCAUCCGAACGCCAUGGCCGUUCCAUUCCUGGACUUUUGACCUAAUAAGGCCCAUCUACAUACCUUCCAAAGGGUACAAGUGGAUUCUCGCAGCUACGGAAUUGAGCACAAAGUGGGGCGAAACAAUCCCUCUGAAGAAUGCUACAAGGCCCACAUUCGUGAACUUCAUUAAGGAAAAUAUCAUUUGCCGGUUCGGAGUACCGAACACCAUCAUCUCAGACAACGGCACACCCUUCAUAAACAAAUAUGUGAAGAGCCUCCUAGAGACUUACCAAGUGAAGCAUCACAAAUCCACACCCUACUAUCCAAAAUGGAACGGGCAAGCGGAAGCCAUAAACAAGACACUAAUAAGGAUUCUGGGCAAGAUGAUGAAUGAAUUUGGUGGGACUUGGUCCAAACAGCUGAUAGUAGCCCUAUGGGUGUAUCGCACCUCAAAGAGAAAGCUAACUCAAACAACUUCUUACUCCUUUGUGUAUGGGUCCGAGGCAGUGUUACUUAUAGAGUUGAAAACACCAUCUGCUUGGAUGGCUCUCACCUUGGGGAUGGUGCUGGAGCCUCGAACCACCAGAUUUGAGGCAUUAGAGGAAAAGCAUGACAGAGCCGUAAAAGUCAUGGAAAGGUAUCAUGAGUCCAUCGCCCGAGCCUAUGAUCAGACUACGGUGCCAAGAAAGUUCGAAGAAGGUGAUCUAGUAGGGAAAAUCGUAGACCCAAUCAUGCGAGGACAACCCUUGCCCAAGUUUUCUCCAAAAUGGGAAAGGCCCUACAGGGUGGUUCAAGCAAGCUUAAGCGGGUACUACAGGCUUGUAAGGGUUGAAGACGGCUUCUGA
Molecule: messenger RNA, 918 nt
Organism: Camellia sinensis
Lineage: Eukaryota; Viridiplantae; Streptophyta; Magnoliopsida; Ericales; Theaceae
Source: RefSeq, a predicted model, not a curated record